Molecule: messenger RNA, 861 nt
Organism: Cordyceps fumosorosea ARSEF 2679
Lineage: Eukaryota; Fungi; Ascomycota; Sordariomycetes; Hypocreales; Cordycipitaceae
Exons: 1
Coding region: 1-861 (286 amino acids)
Source: RefSeq, a predicted model, not a curated record
AUGACCCUUGCUUCCAACAACCCCGUCGUCUUCAUCGCCUGCGUCGUCGGCCUCGCCUUUCUCAUCAGCAUGAUCUGGCUGGGCUUCCACAUCGCCCGCCGCCGCCUCUACCCCUCCAAGCCCGACGACCCCGAACAACAACAACAGCAACAACAACAACAACAGCAGCAGCAGCAGCAGCAGCAGCAGCAGUACUACAUGGACGGUGUGGUGCUCCGCCGGCACACGCUGUCCGGCAACCACCAGCAGCAGCAGCGGCAGAUGCAGAUGCAGCACCCGCCCGUGUACUGCGUCGACGACCUGGCCUGCCCGCCGCCGUCGUACCAGGCUGUCUUCGCGCGCGCCCGGCCGCCGUCCCCGCGCGAGAUGCACGUCCUCCGCGCGCGCCUUGAGAAGCUCCGCAGUCGUGGUCCUUCCAGUGGUGGAGGCAGCCCGGCGUGCGAGACGGCGAUUCGCGACUCGGAGAUUCGAACGCUCGCGCGGUGGAUUGACCGUCUGGAGAGGCUGCGCGCGCAGGAGGCGCAUCGGCAGCGGUUCGCGGUGGGCCGCCAUCGCCGUCCGGCUAGGCUCGUCUCGUCGGCGAGCGAGCCGGCGAGGCUACCGACGGUCGGGGGCGCGCCCGAGGAGGAGGAGGAGGAGGGGGCCCCGCAGGCGGCGUGGAUGCGGAGAUCGGCGACGGACCCGGGCUUGAUCGGCCUUGCGCGGUCGACGGGGGACGACGUGGCGGCGGCGACGCCGCCUCCGACGCCGACGGCCACGACGGUGGAGAGUCCGGCCCCGGGGGAGGUGGAUGUGAGGAUCACGGUGCUACGAGAGCAGCUGAUGCAGUCAACACCGAGCAGGUGUUCCGCAGAGCAGUGA